This is a messenger RNA of Panthera uncia (snow leopard), 7397 nucleotides long. RefSeq names its product GRB2 related adaptor protein 2 (gene GRAP2). The coding region runs from base 281 to 1309 and encodes 342 amino acids. The record is from RefSeq and is a predicted model, not a curated record. The transcript has 9 exons. Gene Ontology annotation, cellular component: ESCRT-0 complex. NCBI's taxonomy places the organism in Eukaryota, Metazoa, Chordata, Mammalia, Carnivora, Felidae. Gene Ontology annotation, molecular function: protein binding. Gene Ontology annotation, biological process: protein transport to vacuole involved in ubiquitin-dependent protein catabolic process via the multivesicular body sorting pathway.
UGCGUGCCAGGGAUCCCGCUAAGCUGUAAGGACGUAAGGACCCAGAGAGGAAGAAUGAGUCCAAUGCUGCCUGAGUUUACAGACUAGUGGAGGUGACAGGCACCGUCACAGAGGAUUGUGACAAGUCCUUGGAAGACACAAGGUGGACCUGUACUCUGACAUGCAGUAAUUUUGACGUGAGACUUCACCUUCCUUCUUGCAAGAGAGGAUUCAAUUAACUUGGUGUCAAAGCCAAGACAUAGACUCAACCUCUUCUCUUCAAAAAGCUUCCCAUCGCAACAUGGAAGCCAUUGCCAAGUUUGACUUCACCGCCUCCGGCGAGGAUGAGCUGAGCUUUCACACCGGAGAUGUUCUGAAGAUCUUAAGUAACCAAGAGGAGUGGUUCAAGGCGGAGCUUGGGAGCCAAGAAGGAUAUGUGCCCAAGAAUUUUAUAGACAUCCAGUUUCCUGAAUGGUUUCACGAAGGCCUCUCCCGACACCAGGCAGAGAACUUACUGAUGGGCAAGGAGGUUGGUUUCUUCAUCAUCCGGGCCAGCCAGAGCUCCCCAGGGGACUUCUCCAUCUCCGUCAGGCAUGAGGAUGAUGUUCAGCACUUCAAGGUCAUGAGAGACACCAAGGGUAAUUACUUCCUGUGGACAGAGAAGUUUCCAUCUCUAAAUAAGCUGGUGGACUACUACAGGACGACCUCCAUCUCCAAACAGAAGCAGAUCUUUCUGAGGGAUAGAACCCGAGAGGAUCAGGGUCACCGGGGCAACAGCCUGGACCGGAGGCCCCAGGGAGGCCCACACCUCAGCGGGCCCGGGGGAGAAGAAAUCCGGCCGUCGAUGAACCGGAAGCUGUCGGAUCAUCCAGCUCCCCCUCCCUCGCAGUACCCCCCGGCACCGCCACAGCAGCAGCGCUAUCUACAGCACCCCCACUUUCAUCAGGAACGCCGGGGAACCAGCCUUGACAUAAACGACGGGCACUGUGGCGUGGGCAUGGCCAGCGAAAUGAACGCCGCCCUCAUGCACCGGAGACACACAGACCCAGUUCAGCUCCAAGUGGCCGGGAGCCUCCUCCGUGUGACCGUGGCUCCCAAGGCCAGCCCAGCCGCCCUGGCUCGGCAGGACCCCUCUGUGUUUCCCCGACAGCGAGUGCGGUGGGCCCGGGCGCUGUACGACUUCGAGGCCCUUGAGGACGACGAGCUGGGCUUCCGCUGCGGAGAGGUGGUGGAGGUGCUGGACAGCUCCAACCCGUCCUGGUGGACCGGCCGCCUGCACAACAAGCUCGGCCUCUUCCCCGCCAACUACGUGGCCCCCAUGAUGCGAUGAGCCCCUUCCGGUGGGGCCCGAGGCUUUCGUCUGAAGCUGCCUGCAAGAGAGGGGGCAGGGGAGAACAGCUGGAACUACGUGUACAUCCGUGUAUAUGCGUGUGCACACACGCGCCUAUGUGUACGUGCAUUCGAUAAUAGUAAUUUAUUGGCGAUGCGGUCGUCUCAUUAGUUGAUAUCAAAGGAAGUCAGGUGGAGAAUUCUAUUCGUACUUGUUUUUCUGCUCUCCCCUCAGCGGGUGUGUGGAAGGCAGGGGGAAAGUUGGGGUGGGGGGGGGCAGAGACAUGAAACCGAAGUUCUUCCUGUCCUUAAGAUGGCACCGCUGCCUCCUGGUCUUGGGACUUUCACUGAGACUAGCCGAGCAGAGAUCCACAUCCCGGCGUUGGACCCAGAACAACAGGGUGGAGCCGGACUCGGUGGGGCCAUGUUUCGGCUUUACCUCCGAGCCCCGCUCCCCUUGAGGUUUUGCAGGGCAAGGUCCCUCCUGUGCGACCAGGGUGGGCACUGCCGGGCUGAGACCAGAGGAGCAGCCACACGGGACUGGAGCAGCGGGUGCCUGGAGGCCUGGGCGAGGCUGGCCUCCUGCCCCGUGCUCAGCGGGGACCUUCGCCUCCCUCGCCGGAGUGCUCCUCAGCCCUGAGAAACAGAGACCGUGAGGAGCCCAGCACUGGCAAAUGGGGGGUUUUUCACAAAUCCCCAGUGGCUUGCUUGGGUGUCACCUCUGUUUCCCCGGAUACCAAGAAAGCAGCAUCUACAUUCUGUAAAGUGCUCGGAGAAGCCCUGGCUGAGAAUGUGGGACUUUAAAACCAUUGUUUUACGACUCCCAGGGUGUCUCUUUGGGUCUCUAUUGGUUUUCCGUUGUCCUGAGGAUGCUUUGCCCAGUGGCAGAGAGGGAAGCCCACUCCACAAGAGCAUUGACUAGCAAUUGUUGAUCGGUUGACUGACUGAACUUGACCCCGGGAGGGAGCCAGCUUUGACGGGAGCUUCCUGUUGGAUCUGGCCGUAGAGUCAUUGCUGGCAUCCUCUCUCCACCUCGACCCAAGAGCUGCACCUGGGGAGAGGGACCCCAUUGCCCCUGUCUCUCCUGCCACCUCAAAAUAGAAUUAUGUUUCCUUGGGCUCAGCUGGGGUUGCGGAGCACAGGCUGGCCUGGCUGGGGAGAAGGGACCCUGGAGAAGGAAACAGUGUUUUGGUGGAGCCUGGGAGCAAACCCGUCUGCGCCGAGAGACCUGAGAAGAGGGUGUGUGUGUGUGAUGAGGCCUAAGUGACAGGCUGGGUGCACGUGUUGGUGAGGGAGAAUGAUGGGGGGUGAAGUGUGCCUGCUCCUUUGUCUUCUUCCCCAGCCCUUCUUGCUCUAAGGAGUGACGGGGGCAGCCGUUAUCGAGGGUGAAAGGAGAAGAAAGAGUGUCUGGCUCAGAAGCAACUGUUGGGGUAACAUAGGCUGCGUCCCUUUGACUCUGAAUGCUACGAUUCUGGGAUCCCUCUGUUGUCUUUAGAGAAAAAGGGGAAAAGAAGGCACUCUGUGGCGAGUCUUGGGAGGGAAGAGAAAAUAGCCUGAGAGAGGCAGGGGGAGUCAGGUGACGGUAAGGAACAUCUGGCUCGCAGCCUUUAGAAAUCAAAGAACAGAAAGGAAAAGGUAGCAGAGAUGUUUCAAAAGAUCAAGGAGCAGCAUGAGACACAAAGGGAGGGAAAGGGAGCAAGAUGGUAAGUGGGACAGGCGAGGAAGACGUUGGAGUAGAGUCAGCAGGCCGGCGGCUGACAACCAGGGGAAGGAGGGAUCCAGCAGGUGGGGAAGGAGGAGUUACAGCAGAGCCGUGAACGCCACGGAAGGCAGGGACCAAGACACCACAGGAACGAAGAGGAACGAACAGGGAGAAAGAAAAGCAAGGCAGAGAAGACCUAAAAGCUAUUUUGGUGCUAGGUAAUGUGAACAUGUUACAGUAAAUAAAAGCCAAAAGUGAUGUUUGAUUUUACAGUAUUUACAAACCAUAUGCUUUAAACAGCCCACAAACCUCAUCCAUUUGUCUGAUUAUGUGGGAGGACCAGCCCCAGUGAAGAGAGAGGGAGCUGAUUUGGUUCUGGCCUGGAUUUUGUGCCUUGAAACACGUCUCGAGAAAGCAGUGAUACGCCCAGGGCCCUUGUUUGGCCAGGCUGUUUCCCGUGUCCGUGUCACACUCCCCUCCAGGGGCAGGGGUCACUGGCCUGCAGAGGUUGACCGCACAGUGUGGGCAGGGCUUCCAGAACCCCUGGAACUGGAUGUUCUGCUCCCCCCCACCCCCCGCCGAGUCUUUAAUUGAGGUGCUAAAACAGCCUUGCCCCUGCACAUCACGUGGCUCAAUGCAGAAGGAAGCAAGAAUCAUCCUAACCACCCACAGGGAGCUAAGGCCCUUAGGGACCAGGCUAAGAGGACAAGGACCAAACUAUCCAUAUUGGGGGGGUUGGGAAGCAAUGUCCCUGGGCCUCUGGUGCUGCCUGGAGGAACGCAUGAGAAGCUGCUCUCUACCUGACAGCAUUUGGAGUCCACUCGGCCCUCCUUCCAGCCACAACACAAUCAGGGAAACAACACCUUGUCUCUGACUUCAGCUGAAAUGCUCUGCAUGACCUGGGGGCAGGGAGCUUCCAGAGAAAGUCUAGUUCUGGCUGAACCAGUUCGGUUUUCCUAACGCCCUGCUGAGGCUCCCUGCAUGUCAGAUGUCUGGUAACUGCCACUGCCCACCCGCUUUCAGAUGGCCUUAGGCAUCUGAUCUAAGGCAGCGCUUCUCAAAAUUAAUGUGCCGGUGAGUUGCCCAGGGAAUGUGGUAAAAUGUAGAUUCUGAUUCAACCCUGCGUUUCUCCCAAGCUCUGAGGUGAUGUUACUCCGUCCACGGACCACACUUUAAGUAGCAAGAGCAAAGAACUUCGCAGCUAAAAAGCUACAAAAAUCUAAUUAGAUCCCUUUUCUCGGGAUAUUCGGGCACUUCUUUGUGUUGCUCACAAAUAAGUCACUCUGAGCAGAGACGGGACUCAGAACUGUCAUUAUGACGUCAUUCCUGUUUGAUGGCCGGGUGACUUUUGUCAGCAUCUUCAUCUCUACCAAGAAUCAAGCAACUUUAGGGUGAGAGGCAUCCAGAUGAAAUACAAACAGGGGUUGCCCAGUAGUGAUUAUUUUAAAGAGAAGCAGAGGUUACAGAAGUUGUGAAACGUCUUUCUCAGGAUUCUUUGAACAUAAAAUGGACUCGCAUCGGGUGUGGUCCUGCUCGGAGGCAGGGGGAUGGCCCAUGUGACGGGGGCACUGUCAGAUCUCAUUCACCCAAAGCGAAGCAGGUCACAGUGGGCACUGAUUGGCAUGAGCAAAUACUUGCUGUUUGCCUUGUCUAAAGUUAACACUUCAGCCUGUGUAGACCAAAACAAGGUCACAAGGAAAACAUAUUGUCUCGAUCCUACUCAGGGUCCUCCACGUCUCUCCCAACACCACAGCUGUGCCACCAUCACCUCUCCCUUAGGCAACUGAAUAAGCCUUGACACGUUUCUCCCUGCAUACUCUCUCAUCCCCAGUCCAUUCACACAGAUGCCAGAGUGAUCUUUGUAAAACACAAGUCUGAUCACGUCACUCCCCUGCCACUGUGCUUAAAUUUGAAUCCAAGUCCUGAUGUGGCCCCGUGAGGUCUCGCAUUGCCUCCCUCUCCAGCCUCCUCUGCAUCCCUCCCCUCCUGGCUGCCACGCCUCCACCCACUGGCCUUCUCUUGGCCUCCAGAUGCCCAAAGAUCGGUCCCCAAAGCCUUCAUACCUCUUGUUCCCUCUUCAGUUUAAACGUCACUUUCUCAAAUUGUCCUUUCUUGGCCUUAAUCUAAAAGAACCCUUCCUAUUGGAUUAUCUUGAGGUUGCUGGUGCUUUCCCUGAAUAGCACAUAUACCAGUCUGUUGGACUAUUGGACUGUAAGCUCCCUGGGGGCAGGGAUCAUCUCUGUUUUGUGAACUACUGUAGGUGCAGCAUGUAGCACUGUGCUUGGCACACAGAAGGCUCAACAAGUAUUUGCUUCAUGAAUGAGCAAGUGAAACCUGCCUCAUGUCACCUAGCAUUCAUUCUAUAACCCAAAGGUCCUGGGCCUUAUGGACCUGUAGGUACAAACAAAGUGAUAUUCACAUUGAUGCCCAAGUUACAGUAGCUCUUAGCCAAUGGCCCUCAAGAUCUCCAGUUACUUCCUAGAGUCCAAGAGAGGGAGGCUGGUAUCUCUCAUGUGUUUAAGCAUCAGUCAGCUAAUGUCUCCUACUCUGGCCACGUUCCAUUGUCCCUGAACAUCUUCUGCAGAAAGUGUCUUCCCUGAUGCUGCCAACCUACUGUGCACCUGUCUGCUGAUGAAAUGGCCCAGUCCUUCAGGAAACCAAAUCUGCCCUGCAGUCCACGUGGCAAGGCAGUCGUGGAAGAGGAAGCGUGGAGAAUGGCCUGUACCUACUUCUGAGUAGCCCUUGUCCCUGACCCCCAGAGAGGCACUUCCUAGGUCAAGGGACCCUCACAGCUCAUUCCCUUCUCACCAGAGCCCUCUCUCCAUCACACAGGACAAAGGAAGCCACCUUCCCCACCAUUUCUCUUGUUUGCCUCUCUCCCUGUUGCCCCUUCCUCCUUCAGCUGAAAAGAAACGCAUUUGUACCUGUUUGUGCAAUAGAUAUCACCUAGGAUGCCAGGGGACAUGUACCCUGUUGUACAAUCUGGGCUCAGCUCUGAUUCACUCAUUAAACCAACAACUAUUUACGAAGCAUCUCGUAGGGGACAGACACAAUCACCCAGUGGGUCCUCCACAUCUCUUUACACUGCCCUCUGUCCACAUCUGUGCCACAGUCACUGCCUCAUUUCAAUCCUCUCUUGCUUCUCUCCCAGGCAACUGCAAUAGUUUGAGAACCAGUCUCUCCACCUCUGGGUUGGCCCCCUCUAAUCCAGCCCACUGACUGCCAUUUCCAUUAACAUGCAAAGUUGAUGACAUCAGGCUUCUGUUCAAAAGCCUCCAGAGGCUCCCAUCAGCUUUCAGGCUAGAGUUUAAACUCCUUAGCUUGACACUAAUGACAUUUUGUGAUCUGACUGCCGCCUGUUUGUUUAGCCACAAUGCCCAUCUCCCCUCAGAAUGAGUCAUGUUGCCUCAGAACUCUGGGUUUUCCCAUUCGGUUCCCUCUGCCUGGAAUGCCUCUCCCCCACCUUUUUGUCUAGAUCAGUGCCGUCCAAUAGCACUUUCCGUGAUGAUGAUAGAAAAGUUCUCUAUCUGCUCUGUCCAACGUGGCAGCCUCCAGACACUUGUGGCCCUUGAGCAUUUGCAAUGUGGCUGGUGUGAGUGAGUUAAAUAGUGAGACGUGGCAAGUGGCUACCUUAUUGGGCAGUUUGGAUCCAUGCAACUUCUACUCACUUUGAAAUACUUAGCUCAAGGCUCAAGUGGCCCACUGGGGAGCCAUCCCAACUUCACGGCUGCUGAAGAUGUUCCUCCUUCAUUUUCCUAUAGCAUCCUUGUUGUGCUUCUAUCCCGAUAUUCAGAACUCUGUAAUAUGGUCAGUGAUUCAUUGAGCCUGCCUCCCCCACUGGACUGAACAUUUUUUUUAAGUUUUUAAAAGUUUUUAUUUAUUUUUGAGAAAGAGAGAGAGAGACAGAUCAUGAGCAGGGAGGGAAAAGGCAGCAGAGAAUCUGAAGACAGAAUCCAAAGCAGGCUCCAGGCUCUGAUGUGGUGCUUGAACUCAUAAACCGCGAGAUCAUGAGCUGAGCCAAAGUUGGACACUUAACCAACUGAGCCACGCAGGAGCCCCUGAACAUUUUUGAGUGCACAAACAGUUCACCCAAUAAAUGGUUGAUGCAGACAUGCAUUGGUAUACUGAUAAAUGUUUAACAACUGCUCUCUGAAGGAAAGCCCUGAUUUGUCACAUUUGCCAGUUCUGUGUUGUGAAUAUUCCUACCAUGUGUCAAGAGAAUGAGAAGACAAGCCACAGAAUGAGAAAAGAUAUUUACAAAAAAAAACCUAUCUGAUAAAUAACUGUUAUCCAGGGGCGCCUGGGUGGCUCAGUUUGUUGAGCUUCCAACUCUUGAUCUCAGCUCAGGUCUUGAUCUCAGGGUUGUGAGUUUGGGCCCCACAGUGGG